This is a messenger RNA of Mugil cephalus (flathead mullet), 1000 nucleotides long. RefSeq names its product zinc finger protein 205-like. The coding region runs from base 84 to 908 and encodes 274 amino acids. The transcript has 2 exons. Lineage: Eukaryota; Metazoa; Chordata; Actinopteri; Mugiliformes; Mugilidae. The record is from RefSeq and is a predicted model, not a curated record. Gene Ontology annotation, cellular component: nucleus.
UACAAGCGAAGCGUGACGUUCACGGACCCGCAAGUUUACGUCGCCAAGCGCAACCAGAAGCGUUUCUUUUUUUUUUUGUAUGAAUGUCCAAAAUGCAGUCGCUGAAAGCAUUUCUCAACGAGAGGCUGACUGCGGCGGCGGAGGAGAUCUUUGGAGCUGUUGAAAAGACAAUAGUCGAGUACAAAGAGGAGAUUUCUCGUUCAAAGGAUUUAGAAAUCGGUCGCCUCAGGAUGCAGCUGAGGCUCCUCAAGUCAGACCCACGGUCGGAUAGAUGUUUUGAAGCGGAGCUGCACCACCACCACCACCAUCCUCCUCCUCCUCCUCCUCCUCUUCCUCAGCAGCAGCAUCAUCAGUCACCCCCUCCAGUGGAUCCUCCUGAGCCCCAGCACUGUGAGGAGGAUGAGGGGGAGGAUCCGGGCAGCAGCAUGGAGCGGGAGCAUCCAGAGUCCUCAGAGGUCAAGAAGGAGCAGCAGAAGGCUCACAGGGACUUCUGGAUGGGCCACGACUCCGAGCAGCUGGAAGCCUUUGAGUCGGGCAUUAAAGACUUCAUCUCAUCUCCCUCCAGUCUGAAAACCAGUCUGCACGACCCCGCCUUGCCUUUCCACCCGUACCACAACAAUUACGAGGAGAGGAGAGAGAAACCCUACAGCUGCUCUGUUUGUGAAAAGCGCUUCAGCAACUGCUCCCACCUCGCAGCACACAUCAGGACACACACAGGAGAGAGGCCGUACAGAUGUGAGAUAUGCAGGAAGGCCUUUAUCACGACCAGCGCUCUGAACAGACACCAGACCAUCCACACAGAGGGGAAACAGUUUGUGUGUAACUACUGUGGAAAGUCAUUUAAGUGGAUGGAGUCUCUGGGCAGACACAUGAGAAGUGUCCACAAAAGGGAGAAUAUUCCUGUAUGACUUUCUGCAGGCAGGGUGUAACCAAUAGGUUAGACAUGUUGUAAUUAUGUGUUAGUGUGCUUUCAUUAUAAAAACACAAUAAGUGCAAACAA